UUGCAGAUACUCACUUCAUAGAGGAAUACAUUUAAAGAGGAUAAGGCACCAAGGAAGAAAAGUAAGGAGAGUCUUCUACAAGGUUUCUUUAUUUUCUGUUGCUUGGCCCCCAACAGGAGCAAGUCUUUCUGUAUCAGAAGAGGAAGUGAAAAAUUCCCCAGGUAUGAACAGUGUCACUUCAGCGCUCAGAUUUCACUCCAACCUAUAGAGGUGAAAGGCAAAGAGAAGUAGCACUGAACCGAGAACUGUCUACAGCAAGAUUUCCUGCUCUUUUUGUUGCUAAAGGGGUACUAUGGAAACAAAUCUGGAAAAAGUACUUCAUGAACAAGACAGAUAUAAAAUAUUUUUGGAUUUCUAGAGCAAUGUAAAAGUAGGCGCAAAGAAGCUUGGGACAGCAUGGGAAACUGCUGUCAGAAGAGCUGUGCUUGUCUGCAGCCCUAUGUACCCUGGCUUUUCGAGGCAUGUAACUGUGGACUAGGAGAAAAGGAUAGUGAAAAGGACGAGCAGGUGAUACAGCCUCCUGUCAUAAGUGGACCACUUAUGCCUCCUCUUCCUCUACAAGACCAGACUCGCACAUUUGUGGCCUUGUUUGAUUACCAAGCCCGUACAGAAGACGAUCUGAGCUUCCGAGCUGGAGAUAGGCUUGAAGUGUUAGAUACAUCUCAACAGAGCUGGUGGGUUGCAAGGCUAUUGGAAGAGAAUGGAUAUUCCAGGCCUGGACAGAAACGGCAAGGCUACAUCCCAGCCAAUUAUGUUGCUCCUUCCCAUAGCAUUGAGGCUGAACCAUGGUAUUUUGGAGAUGUUACACGAGCAGAUGCCGAGAGACAACUGCUCUGUCCUGAUAACCAGGAAGGCUCUUUCCUAAUCAGAAAAAGUGAAAGCCAAAGGAGUGAAUUCUCCCUGUCAGUGCGGAGUGAUGAGAAUGUGAAGCACUAUCAAAUCAAGCAACUGGAAGACGGCAACUUUUUUGUGACACGAAGAAAAACUUUUCAGAGUUUGAAUGAUCUUGUCAGACACUAUAGUACUUCCAGUGAUGGGCUGUGUGUAAAACUUGGGAACCCAUGUAUAAAGAGAAAUGUACCAGAAACUAAUGGUCUGUCAUACCACACUGUUGAUCAGUGGGAGAUAGAUCGAAACUCCCUGCAGUUCUUGAAGAAAUUGGGCUCUGGCCAGUUUGGUGAAGUCUGGGAAGGUUUGUGGAAUAAUACCACGCCUGUGGCUGUUAAAACAUUAAAACCAGGUUCGAUGGAUCCAAAGGACUUCCUGAGGGAAGCACAUAUAAUGAAAAAUUUGAGACACCCAAAACUGAUACAACUCUAUGCGGUUUGCACUCUAGAGGAUCCUAUUUAUAUUAUUACUGAACUGAUGAGACAUGGAAGCCUGCUAGAAUAUCUCCAAAAUGAUGGAGGUUUUAUGAUUCACUUGUCACAACAGAUUGACAUGGCAGCUCAAGUUGCUUCAGGAAUGACAUACCUUGAAUCUAAGAGCUAUAUCCAUCGUGAUUUGGCAGCCAGAAAUGUGCUUGUUGGUGAUCACAGUGUUUACAAAGUGGCAGAUUUUGGACUUGCACGUGUUUUCCAGCUAGAAAAUGAAAAUGUAUAUGAAGCCAAACAUGAAACAAAACUACCAGUGAAAUGGACAGCUCCCGAAGCAAUCCGCUCCAAUACAUUUAGUAUUAAAUCUGAUGUCUGGUCAUUUGGAAUCCUCCUCUAUGAAAUAAUGACAUAUGGAAAAAUGCCGUAUACAGGUUGGGUGGGCUAUCAAGUGCUCCAGAACCUGGAUCAAGGGUACAGACUCCCUCAGCCAAAAAACUGUCCUCAAAAUCUGUAUGACAUCAUGUUCAAAUGCUGGAAUGCUGACCCCAAUGAAAGACCAUCCUUUGAAACAUUGCACAAAGAACUCGAUUAUAUAAUGGAUUCUACAUCUGAUGCAGAUGCAAAUAGCUUUAUAAACUGAACAACUGUUUAAAAAUGA
Molecule: messenger RNA, 1974 nt
Organism: Anolis sagrei ordinatus
Lineage: Eukaryota; Metazoa; Chordata; Lepidosauria; Squamata; Anolidae
Gene: FRK
Product: fyn related Src family tyrosine kinase
Biological process (GO): cell differentiation; protein phosphorylation; cell surface receptor protein tyrosine kinase signaling pathway
Cellular component (GO): extrinsic component of cytoplasmic side of plasma membrane
Molecular function (GO): non-membrane spanning protein tyrosine kinase activity; ATP binding; signaling receptor binding
Source: RefSeq, a predicted model, not a curated record